AUGCCCUCUUCAACUCCAGUAGCCAAAAAAGCCCGGUUCUUGAAGCCCGAGCCAAUCGUAGAGCUUCUUAUCUCCAAAGAGCUUCUCCGAGGUUUCAACGGAAAGUGCAAAAUGUUAAACAGGCUCAUGGAUUAUCCGAAUGCUCAAAUUCCAGCCAACAAGAGGAGGAUGAUCAUCCUCCGUGGCUUUUUCGACGCAUGGAUCGAUGCUUCAGAUUUACUUGCUACUGACGAGAACAUUAAGUUUUUCAAAAAAUGUAUGAUCCAAAUGCAGGAGUACGAAGAAUUUAUCAUAAGAGCAGUCGUGCAAGGGGAGGAUUUCCGAGAUGUGCUCGCAUCAAUCAAGGAGAGAAAAUCCAAUCGAUCUCCUUAA
This is a messenger RNA of Caenorhabditis briggsae, 372 nucleotides long. The record is from RefSeq and is a predicted model, not a curated record. Bases 1 to 372 code for a protein of 123 amino acids. The transcript is spliced from 2 exons. Lineage: Eukaryota; Metazoa; Nematoda; Chromadorea; Rhabditida; Rhabditidae.